Molecule: messenger RNA, 603 nt
Organism: Letharia lupina
Lineage: Eukaryota; Fungi; Ascomycota; Lecanoromycetes; Lecanorales; Parmeliaceae
Exons: 2
Coding region: 1-603 (200 amino acids)
Source: RefSeq, a predicted model, not a curated record
AUGCACAGCAAGACCCUACUCGCGUUAGUGUUCAAAGUUGGAGCCGGCUCCUCUCCUGCCGGUUGUACCAUCGUCAUGACCCUGCAAGAUGUCUACGUACAAGCCCCAUUGGUCACAGACCGGCGAGAGAUCCGUAUCCUAGCCCUAGCUUCCGGCACAGGCGAUGAUGUUUUGCGCGGGGACCUGGUCGUCGAGAGCUUGAACUACGAUGACCUCGACUACACGGCUCUGUCCUACACUUGGUCUGGGCCAGUGAGCGAAAGCGCCAUUUUCAUUGGUGACGUGCCCCUACAUAUUACGGAGAACCUGGAAUUAGCGCUUCACCGCAUUCGAGGGCGCUCUCGUCUCAAAAAUCUGUGGAUUGACGCCAUUUGCAUCAAUCAGAAUGACUAUGAAAAGAAAAGUGUACACGUGCCUCUAAUGCGCGACAUCUAUGCCGAUGCGACUCUGGCGUUGGUAUGGUUGGACCAGAAGUCCGCGGAUAGCGAUGUGGCUAUGGAUUUCACUGGUUCACCUCGACAGAGGAUCCCGGAUCAACUAGUCAAAAUCCCUUUGCCGGCUGUUACCAAAUUGAUGCGAAGGACAUGGUGGACGCGUAUUUGA